Molecule: messenger RNA, 2705 nt
Organism: Striga asiatica
Lineage: Eukaryota; Viridiplantae; Streptophyta; Magnoliopsida; Lamiales; Orobanchaceae
Source: the annotation of a GenBank genome assembly
CUCAUUCUAGAACUUAAUGAAAACCCCUGGAAUAGGAUGAAACGAAAAAAACUCGAUAAUUUUUUUUGUUAAGAAAAUUUUGAACUGAUCCAGCUGAAGUGUUAGUUACACAGUUGGAGCAACGUGACUGUAGGAGCUUUAUUAGGAGUUUGUUACACAUUCAAUUAAACACUUCAACCCAUAAAUUACCCAUAAACGCCACACAUUUCUUUCCACAAAUAGCUUCAGACAUAAAAUUACAAUCCAUUCUCUCGAAAUCUCCACCUUCUCAGCACAAUCGUCUUCAAUAAUUUUGAAGUUUUUUUCUUAGCCAGGCGAUCAAGCUCGAAUUUCAGCUCGUGUUUUAGGAUUUUUUGUUUAAUUUUGUUUGGGGGCUAUAAACCCAAAAAUACAGUUCAUUCAUACAUUUGCUCUGUUACUGGUCUUUUAAGUAACAUCGGUGAUCAAAGGAAAAACAAAAUCCACUGUUUUGUUUUUCACCAUAAAUGACUAUAGGUUUUGCCGGACUUGAAUUCCCUCCGGCUAGUCGAGUGUUUUUCCGGCCAGCUUUCGCGGUUACUCCCGUGGACACAUCAUCAUCUCCGUCCCCGGAAUCUGGCAACAUCCCCGAGCUCCUUGUUUUCUCUCUCGUCAAGUUCAGGAAAAGGCCUAUUUUAAUUGUGAUCAAAAUACAAUGCUCUAACCUGGAAAUGGCAACCCUAAACACCCAAGAGACCGAGAAUAAAAAGAGCACAGCAGUGAAGCAGCAGAAAAUAAUAAAAAAGAAAAGCAGGGGUGGCUGGGGUUUAGCCUUUCUUCUGCUAGCAAACCAGGGGCUCGCGACCCUAGCUUUCUUUGGUGUUGGCGUGAACUUAGUCCUGUUCCUGACCCGAGUUCUUGGGCAAGACAAUGCUUCUGCAGCCAACAACGUCAGCAAAUGGACCGGAACAGUCUACCUCUGCUCGUUCGUGGGCGCCUUCCUCAGCGACUCUUAUUGGGGCCGUUACCUCACUUGCGCCAUUUUCCAAGUCGUCUUUGUCGUGGGCCUAGUGCUCGUAUCCAUCUCGUCGUGGUUUUUCCUGAUCAAGCCCAAGGGCUGCGGCGAUGGCAAGCACGACUGCAAUCCGACCACCUCACUCGGCACAGCCUUGUUUUACUUAGCCAUAUACCUUGUGGCCUUUGGCUACGGUGGCCACCAGCCGACCAUAGCCACGUUGGGCGCAGACCAGUUUGACGAGUCCGACCCUAAGCAGAGAGACUCGAAAGCCGCAUUCUUCUGCUACUUCUACUUCGCUCUCAACACGGGCUCGUUGUUCUCCAACACCGUGCUCGUGUAUUACGAGGACACCGGAAAGUGGACGCUCGGCUUCUGGGUCUCGGCUGCCUCGGCCGUCCUCGCCUUAGCCGGGUACUUGCUCGGCUCCCCAAAGUACCGUUACGUGAAGGCGUGCGGAAACCCGAUUCCCCGCGUGGCGCAGGUCUUCGCCGCCUCGUUUCGGAAAUGGAACUCCAGACCAGUGGAGGCCGGGUUGUACGAAGUCGAGGGGAGCGAAUCGGCCAUCAAGGGUAGCCGCAAGAUCUUUCACACCGAUGAUUUUGCGUUUCUGGACAAGGCGGCGACGAUCACGGCGAAAGACCGCGAGAGCCCGGGUAACCCGUGGCGCCUGUGCACGGUAACCCAGGUGGAGGAAGUGAAAUGCAUCCUCCGAAUGCUCCCCAUCUGGCUCUGCACCAUCAUCUACUCGGUCGUGUUCACGCAGAUGGCGUCGCUGUUCGUGGAGCAGGGCGACGUGAUGGACACGCACCUCGCCAACGGCUUCCACCUCCCGGCUGCCAGCAUGUCGGUUUUCGACAUCUGCAGCGUGCUCCUCUGCACGGGGAUCUACCGCCAGAUCCUCAUCCCGCUCGCCUGCCGCCUCAGCGGAAACCCCAAGGGGCUGACGGAGCUCCAACGAAUGGGGAUCGGGCUCGUGAUCGGGAUGCUGGCCAUGGUGGCGGCGGGGCUGACGGAGGUGCAGAGGCUGAAGCAGGUGGUGCCAGGUCAGCACCAGAGCAGGAUGAGCGUGUUCUGGCAGGUGCCGCAGUACGUGCUGGUGGGGGCCUCGGAGGUUUUUAUGUACGUGGGGCAGUUGGAGUUUUUCAAUGGGCAGGCGCCGGACGGGAUCAAGAGCCUCGGGAGUUCGCUGUGCAUGAUGUCGAUUUCGCUCGGGAAUUUCGUGAGCAGCUUGCUUGUGAACAUGGUGAUGGGGAUCACGGCUAAAGGGGACAAUCCCGGGUGGAUACCGGAGGACCUCAACGCGGGACGUAUGGAUAGAUUCUAUUUUCUCAUAGGGGCGCUGACAGCUGUCGACUUUGUGGCCUACGUGGCGUGCGCCAAGUGGUACAAGCGGAUCGACUUUGGUGGGGCCAAGGAAGAGGUUGUUGAGGAGGCAUAGUGUUUUUGAGGGUUUUUAUUAAGUAUGAUUAUCAUGUUUAGCUGGUUUUUUUAGGAAUAAAAAUAUGAAAGUGGGAUCCUUCCUAGCUUGUCUCUUCUGAUGAGAUGGGGAAGGGCAUGACUGCUUCUGCUGCUGCUGAUGGGUUGCUUUCUUGAUUGUUGAACUCUUGUGGUGUUAUGUGACCUGUUUCUUUUGAGUUGAUCUUUAGCUCAUGUGGCUAUUGAUAUUCUCUCCAUCUUUUUGGGUUAAUAAUGGUUAUAUAUUACCAGAAUUUCUUUGGGUAUUGUUAUG